Molecule: messenger RNA, 1284 nt
Organism: Peronospora matthiolae
Lineage: Eukaryota; Oomycota; Peronosporomycetes; Peronosporales; Peronosporaceae
Source: the annotation of a GenBank genome assembly
AUGGCUACAACCGACGCUGAGCAGCUCCGCUUAAGCGGCUUCAAGCGCAUUCUGGUCCAUCUAGAUGACGAUACGCGUCGCAAGUACUGUUGUCGAGCUGUAGAAGAGGACCUGAAGCAUGUUGAGGGACAGGUGCGGUCGUGUUUGGCCUCGAUGGCCGAGGUGAAGCAGGUGCAAGACGCGACGCGCAAACUGCAAGCCAGUCAACAGACCGCAGUCUCGAGCGAGCUUUUGACUGAAUUAGAAACGCUUCAGGUCCAAUUAGAAAUGUCCAUCAAUAAGACCUGCUCAGUCCAAAGUAGCUCAUUCAUUGUGGCAAAUGACGCCAGUAAGGAAAGUUUUGCAAUAAAGGACGAGGUGAGAAAAGCGCUUGGGGAUGAGCCGCUGAUGUGCGAAAAGAUCAGGACGCUGGUAGACAAAGUUCGAUUGUCGCAGGAUCUCAAGACUACCGUCGACGCGAUUCGACAAUUGCAGCAGUUGAUGCCCGUCCUGGCGGAUGCAGACGCUAAGACGAUAAAGUCGUGGAAAAGGCAUGUGGCUAAGGCCGUGCAUCAUGCUGUGGUUCUGGUGACGGAGAAAAAGAAAGACCAUAAUAUGGUGCAACGGCUCGAGAAAACGCUCAAGAAAGUUGUCGACAAGUGCCCAGAGAUGAAGAAGUGGCAAACCAACGUGCUGAAGCAGCUUGAGGCCAGGAUGAAAUCGAAGGGUGAGUCAGCAGUGAAGAGCAAGAAGAAGCGGGCAAUUGCGCUGCCUGAUGGUGGCGACUCAAGCAUUGUAAGCAGUGCAUCAUCGUGUGUCCAGCCGCCUGUAGUGCCUAAGAACAAAGAAAAGAAGAAGAGCCAGUCGGCUGAAAAGGCUCGGGCGCAGCUGCAACAAUGCUCGCGAGAGGUGCGCACUUUGCGUGACAAAUUCAAGCUCGGCACGUACGAUGUGAAUCUGAGUCGCAUGGUGACGAUUGUGGACUCACUUUGGUCGGGCAUCGAGCACUCGGAGGUUGUUCUGUUGACCACGGCGCUAUUCACUUUGGUAGAAACAGUGGAAAAGGUGGCGGAUCACACGAAACGCCGAGACCGGCUCGUGUGUCUCGAGAGCGUACUAGCUGUCGUGUUGGACUCUUCGAAGCUGCAACUGACAACGCGGCGGAAAAUGAUGGUCGAAGAAUAUGCCAACAACUGUCGCCAGUCGUUGGAUCAGCUGAACCGCGAAGGUAAGACACUUGCUGCUAGUAGCACUAGUGAACAUGCUGUAGUUCCGGGAGCGAGUUUAGUGCGCAAAAACCGCUAG